Molecule: messenger RNA, 696 nt
Organism: Paramuricea clavata
Lineage: Eukaryota; Metazoa; Cnidaria; Anthozoa; Malacalcyonacea; Plexauridae
Source: the annotation of a GenBank genome assembly
AUGAAGAGCGUUAAAGAAACAGGUUACGAUCAAUAUACAACGUUUGUAAAAGAGAGGUUUGUAGACCAGAAGAAACCAAUCACUGACCCAAUGAAGAUGAAUAAACUUCCGAUGUUUAGCCGCCCACCAACCAAAGUCCCUUCCAAACAAAAGGCUCAACUUACAGCAUUAAAAGAAGAUUCUGCACUGUUUUCAAGGCUAUAUAUCGUGUGCCAAUCUCGAGAAGGUGAUCUCCAGAACUUUUUCAAACAAGAAAACCAACCCAGUCCACCUUCGUUAUUGCAACAAGGACAACUUCGGCAAAGCAAUAAAGCUGAUCUGGUCAAGUGCCUCACAGACCAUAUUGACGUUGUCGAGUGUCCACAAGUAGAUGCGAAAAUUAUCGAUGGCGUUGUUGUUGUGCAAAUGCUGAAUCCCAAAACUGCAUCUACAUUCAGAGAGUAUGUCGCAACUGUUUUCAUACGGUAUGUUACCUCGCAACUUCAAUCAGCCCAACGAAUAGAUAUUAUAUGGGACACAUACAAAGACGACAGCUUACAGAGUUGUACAAGAGACAGGAGAGGUUCUGGGGCGCGGCACCGUGUGGCGCUUUCUGUAAAGGUCCCUCCUAACUGGAAGAGCUUUCUACGUGUCAACGAGAACAAAACUGAACUGUUCCGACUCCUCGCAGAAGAGGUCAUAGCUAUACAUGCAUAA